GAUCCAACACCAAACGACCAGUCUUUAGCUCGGUCAAAUUGCGCAAACGGGUGAUGGACCCUUGAUAUAUCGUUCCAUAGUAUAAGCGACCCUGGUUGAUGAGGCCUGAAGGCUGCGAAACGCUACCAGGUUGAGACGGAAACACGAAGAUCGCUUUCAAUGACCCUCUUAUAACCCACGCUCAUGUUCCAUGGGCGUGAGAACUCCUUUGCGCCACUAGUCACGCUGCUUCUUGACGUAGGGUGCCGAGCUCGCCGCUCCCUGAAGUGAAGGGCAGUAUAAACACGAAAUGUGCGCCAGUCGCCAAUUGACUUAGAGGCAUCAUCGUUUACCAUUCGUGUCACAUCCAACACUCCUUCAUGCCCUGAUCUCCUUUUCAUUUUCACCUUCUCGCACUGAGAAAUAGCUCUCCAAAUAUGAGCAAUUCGCAUAUUUCCAAUGCUUUGGGAUCGCCUACACCACCUCGGCAGGCCGCUGCUCUUUUCAUAACACUAUUUUUUCCUAUCUUGGCUUUACUUACUUUUUUUGCGCGCAUGUGGUCGCGAUUGCGAAUCACUCAAUGCUGGGCAUUAGAUGAUUGGCUCAUGGUGCCGCCUGCCAUUUGCUCCAUUAUCAUGACUCCGUUCUUCUACCUAUAUAUGAAAUUGGGUUACUUUGGAUGGCGUCAGGAGGAUGUGCCAGUUGACUACGACCCAUCACCCGGCCUCUUCUACUUCUACAUCGCGCAAAUCUUCUACAACCCUAUUCUUGCUUUUGUCAAAUGCUCGGUUCUGGUGUUCAUACUCCACAUUGGGCGCCGGCGUAAAGGCGUUCCAUUGAUGGUAUACAGUGUUAUCGCCCUCACAGCACUCCAGGCCAUUUCCGUCUUUUUCGGGGUCCUUCUUCAAUGUCUACCGAUCUCCGCUAAUUGGGACUCUGCUUUACGACCAACAGCGAAAUGCAUCGAUCCUUCCUUCCAUGUGACGAUUUCGAGCUUCACAGUCCUCACUGACUUGAUGGUUCUUGCGCUUCCGUUUUACGUUUUCCUCGGCCUGCAAGUUGGUCGCGGGACUAAAAUCGCAGUACUGUGCUGCUUCGCGUCGGGUGCUGUUGUUACGGCAGUGAGCAUUGCGCGUAUUGAUUCGCUGGUGCGAUUGUUUUACUUCCCUUCAGGCGAUCCCUUCUACGACAUCAAAAUAACUUACUCGAUCGUCGAGCCGAACCUUGCUAUCGCAACUGCAUGCGCCCCCGCGCUUCGUCCGCUUCUGAAGCACUACCUGCCUCGCGUCUUUGGGUCACUCAAGUCCUCGGGAGCCUACGGAAAUAGCUCGAUGCAUACCAGAAACAAGAGUUCUCAUGCUAACUCCGCGUUCCCACUUGAGCCAUAUGCACGCAAGGAGUUUAAACGAGAUGGUCACCAAGAAUUGGCCUCAAUAGCUUCAUCGCAGGAAGAUAUCAAUUCGAAGGUUUAA
This is a messenger RNA of Periconia digitata, 1451 nucleotides long. The record is from the annotation of a GenBank genome assembly. Lineage: Eukaryota; Fungi; Ascomycota; Dothideomycetes; Pleosporales; Periconiaceae.